AAGAGGCUGUUUGCAGCAGAUGGAUAACAUCCCAACAGCAUUCAUGGAAACCAGAGAGGAAGCUGGAUGCGGGCGUUGCUAUGGAUGCAGAUUUGCUGUGGAGACGAGCAGAGAGGAUCUGAGUGUCUGCUGGGACAAGAGCAGAGCGAGAGACGGACAGCUGAGAACAUCCGCCGGAGGAGCAGACAGACAGACUGCGGGAGUGCUCAGUGUUGCCGGGUUGAUCGUCGGGGACUGCUCCAGAACACAGCGCUCAAAAUGGGAGUCGAGAUCGAGACCAUAACACCGGGCGACGGAAGGACUUUCCCCAAAAAAGGACAGACGUGCGUAGUGCAUUAUGUCGGCUCCCUGACAGACGGACAAAAGUUUGACUCGUCUCGUGACAGGGGCAAGCCUUUCAGGUUCAAGAUCGGCAAACAGGAAGUGAUCAAAGGCUGGGAGGAGGGUGUAGUGCAGAUGAGUGUUGGUCAAAGGGCCAAGCUGACCUGCUCACCUGACUUUGCUUACGGAAACAAAGGCCACCCGGGUAUCAUUCCUCCUAAUGCCACUCUCAUCUUUGACGUUGAGCUGCUGGGAUUGGAAUGAAACCAAUUCAUGACCCUUCUUUUUGUUCUGUGUGACUUCCUACCUGGGUGACCUGGAGAGAAGUUAGGAGAGUCUGCACUUGAUUCUAUAAGAGGCUUCAGUCUAUAGUUCCACUACUUAUUUCAUCAAACUUUGACAGUUUGUGUUUUUUUGUCUCUGUGACUGAGUCAAUUCUACUUUUUUUCCAUCAUACACUUCCUCCUAAAAAAAAGAAAAAAAAUCAUGGGCCAUAACCUUACAAACCUCCAUGUUCUUAAUCUUGAAUUCUUUUGAAUUGCGCUUUACUUUUCCUUUGUGUUUUUUGAAGUGUUGGUUGUGCAUGGUUACGCUGAGAAGUACAAAAUACCAAUGAACCACUCGCAGCGACAUUCAUCUCCUAUGAGUCAACAAGUUCUAGUAUUAUAAUGUUAGAGAGAUGGUGCUUGUUAUAUUACAGAAACAAAAAAGAGUAUACAGGAGAAAAUGAAAAGCACACAUUUGUAUCCCUAUCCAGAGCAAAUGAAAAGUUUCUGUUCGAAAGGUAAGGCUUAGUGUUGGAUUUUAGUGGCUACCUGUAGUGAACGUCAUGGGAGGCCUUAAUGGUGCAACACAGGAACUAAGUUAGCAACAUAAAAUGCCCAUUUCUUAACAGUACCACCGUGUUUUGUUUUCCAUUAAAAAUGUUAACGGAAGUGUGGGCUAGAGAGAGGUAACAGGCGCAAAGAAGAGCCAACCACAGUUGUAGAUAGUCCAAAUGUGUGCCUAAAUAUUCUCACCAGACACAUGGUUACCACCUUCCUCUGCAUGUUCUAGGCCCGAUGGAAACCCUAGUAUGUACAUGUUGAAAGCUUUGCAUCCGAUUUGCGUUGUUAUUAUUGCCUUUUCAUCUCGCCAAGUCUUUAAACCCCAUUUAAAGCCAUACACAGGUCCAACAGUGCAAAGACAGGAUUUGCGUUGACGCACGUCAAUUGGAUUAUUUUUUUUUCUUGGUAAAAAAAAAAAAAAAAAAACGGGAAAUGCUUGAAAUUUACAAAAGGGGGCUCGAGGGAUCAAUCAAAUUGUGACCUCCCCCGACUUUAUUUUGUGUAACAACUUCAAUCAUGUAUUUUUCAGAUGCCAACUUUCUAUCUCUGAGAAUCAACAAUGUAUAACCUAUGAUGAUAGAUAAUGUUUUUCUUGUUUGUUCGUUUUUUUCUUUGCCAGUGUCAGUGAAGUACCACGCUGCCUGACUGAAAUCUGUGUCGUGGUAGAAAAAGACACGCCGGCAUCCUUGUGAUUUUGUAUCUCAAAUAAAUAGUUUUAAAUGGAGUUUAAUGAAGGAAUAUGCUGGCCUGGCUGUCAGAUAUUGACCGUGGCUGUCGAUGUUACAUAUUGGCCAAGCUGCAACUGGUGUGGCAGCAGUCCACCUCUGUACUGUGUAGUUAUUUGCUGAUACGUUACUGUAUGCAGACUAAACCAAUGAUGACAUAUUUAAAAUAAAAUAAGUGCUCUCCA
Plectropomus leopardus (leopard coralgrouper) is the source of this 2058-nucleotide messenger RNA. RefSeq names its product FKBP prolyl isomerase 1Ab (gene fkbp1ab). Gene Ontology annotation, cellular component: sarcoplasmic reticulum membrane; cytoplasm. NCBI's taxonomy places the organism in Eukaryota, Metazoa, Chordata, Actinopteri, Perciformes, Serranidae. Gene Ontology annotation, molecular function: peptidyl-prolyl cis-trans isomerase activity. Gene Ontology annotation, biological process: protein peptidyl-prolyl isomerization. The record is from RefSeq and is a predicted model, not a curated record.